AAUCUUCAAAAAUGUUUUCCUUUCUUCACUACCUCAUCAUACUAACCUUUUCAAUUCCUUCAUGUUCUUUAACUAUGGCUCAAAACAAUAUCAAUGGCACUAUCAAUAUUGGUGCCACUCUCAAAUCUGGUGACAAACUCUUCUCAUCAUGGCUUUCUUCUUCAGGUGACUUUGCCUUUGGAUUUCAACAACUUCCCAACAACAACAAAGAUCUGUUCUUGCUAGCCAUAUGGUUCAACAAAUUACCUGAAAAAACAGUUGUAUGGUAUGCUGACACUCCCAACAAUCCAACCCCAAAAGGGUCCAAACUAGAGCUCACUACAGACAGAGGCCUAUUACUCACUGACCCUCAAAAUCAAGAGCUUUGGAAUUCUAACCCCAUUAUAAGUCAGGUAAAUAUGGCUCUUUUUAAUGAUAGUGGUAACUUUGUUCUUGUCAAUAAAAACUCUGAGAAGAUUUGGGAAAGUUUUAGUCACCCAACUGAUACUUUGUUACCAACUCAAGUAUUGGAAAAAGGAGAUGUGGUUUCUUCAAGGGCAUCAUUAAGUACUAACUUUUCUAAAGGAAGGUUUCAACUUUCUUUGGGUAAAGAUGGUAACUUUGUUCUUAAUAGUAUAAACUUACCAUCUGAAUUUACUAAUGAUAAUUACUACAUAAGGAGUACUGAUAAUACAGGUAAGCAGUUAGUGUUUAGUGAAUUAGGUAGUUUGUAUGUGUUGAGUGAGAACAAUGAGAUUUUUAUGUUGAGUAGUGGAGAGAAUGGUUCUAGUUCAGAUUAUUUUUAUAGGGCUACUCUUAAUUUUGAUGGUGUUUUUGGUGUUUAUAGUUAUCCAAAGAAUCCCACUAAGGGAAAUAGUUGGUCUGUUGUUUGGUCUAUACCAGAUAAUAUUUGUGUACAGAGUUUUGUGUUUGGAAGUAGUGGGGCUUGUGGUUAUAACAGAAUUUGUAGAUUGAAUGUUGAUAAGAGACCAGUUUGUGAAUGUCCAAGAGGGUUUUCUUUACUUGAUGUUAAUGAUGAGUAUAGAGGUUGUAAACCGAAUUUUCUUCAAAGUUGUGAAGAGGAUUCAAAGAGUUUAGUUGAGAGUGUUUACACAUUUCAAGAGAUUAAAGAUAUUGAUUGGCCAACUGGUGAUUAUGAGGUGCUUCAACCUUAUGAUACAGAGAAAUGUAAAGAGACAUGUUUGAAUGAUUGUAUGUGCGCGGUUGCUAUUUUUAGGAACAAUACUUGUUGGAAAAAGAAGCUACCUUUGACAAAUGGGAGAGUGGAUGACAAUAUUGAGGCAAGGGCUUUCAUUAAAGUUAGGAAAUCUGAUUUUCCUCUUGAGAAUCCUUCUUCUUCUUCAAUGACAAGGAACCGAAAUGUUUUGAUAAUUGUAGGCUCGGUCCUCUUAGGUACUUCUUUGUUUGUUAACUUUUUGUUGGUUGGGGGAGUUAGUAUGGGAUUCUUUUUCAUUUACAAGAAAAGGGUUAUUAAGUCUCAACAUGACAAAGAAGUUUCUCAUCUCAACUUAAGGUGUUUCACUUACAAAGAUCUCAUCGACGCAACAGAUGAGUUCAAGGAAGAGCUAGGAAGAGGUUCUUUUGGCAUUGUCUAUAAAGGAACUUUGAAAGACACUAAUGAGCAUGUUGCAGUUAAGAAGCUCGAUCGAGCUUUUCAAGACAGCGAAAAGGAGUUCAAAGCUGAAGUGAAUGUGAUCGGUCAUACACAUCAUAAGAAUCUUGUUAGAUUGGUUGGAUUCUGUGAAGAGGGAGAGCAAAGACUAUUGGUUUAUGAGUUCAUGAGCAAUGGAGCUCUAGCGGGGUUUCUUUUUGGUGACAUGAGACCAAGUUGGAACCAAAGAAUCGAAAUAGCUAUGGGAGUUGCUAGAGGAAUUUUGUACUUACAUGAAGAGUGCAUCACUCAAAUCAUUCAUUGUGAUAUAAAGCCUCAAAACAUACUUCUCGACGAGUCAUACAAUGCUCGAAUCGCAGACUUUGGAUUAGCAAAGCUAUUGUUGAUUAACCAGAGUCAUACUAACACUGCCAUUAGAGGGACAAAGGGAUAUGUGGCACCAGAAUGGUUUAGCAACAUGCCAAUCACAGUUAAAGUAGAUGUGUAUAGCUUUGGAGUGUUACUACUCGAAAUCAUCUGUUGUAGAAGAAAUGUUGAUAUUGAAAUUGGUGAUGAAGAAGAAGCCAUUUUAGUGUAUUGGGCUUAUGAUUGUUACAUUGAAGGAAGAUUGGAUGUAUUGGUUGGAAAUGAUAUGGAGGCCAUUCAAGACAUGAAGAGCUUUGAGAGGUUUUUGAGAGUUGCAAUUUGGUGUAUUCAAGAAGAUCCUUCUUUAAGACCUUCCAUGAAGAAAGUUAUGCUAAUGCUUGAAGGUAUUGUUCAAGUUUCUGCUCCACCAAGUCCUUUCUUGUUUGGUUCAAAUAUUUGAACCUUAAUAUAGAAAUGGAACUUAAUGCUUAGUAUAACCAUAAACUAGUUUAGCCGAAAUUAGUCUUCUUUCCAAGUUAUAUGUAAAUAUGUAUAUAUAUUUGCGCAAAUACUUAAAUUUAACUCUUACUUGUUA
This is a messenger RNA of Cannabis sativa, 2552 nucleotides long. Its product is annotated as G-type lectin S-receptor-like serine/threonine-protein kinase LECRK3. The record is from RefSeq and is a predicted model, not a curated record. The coding region runs from base 12 to 2417 and encodes 801 amino acids. Gene Ontology annotation, biological process: protein phosphorylation. The transcript has a single exon. Gene Ontology annotation, molecular function: protein serine/threonine kinase activity; ATP binding. NCBI's taxonomy places the organism in Eukaryota, Viridiplantae, Streptophyta, Magnoliopsida, Rosales, Cannabaceae.